CACAUUUUUUACCACGUUUUCUGCUUUAAUUUAACCAAAACAAAAACAAUGGGAGAUCAGCCAGUGAGAGUGCUGGCGUGUGGAGAUGUGGAAGGCCGACUGAACGCUCUGUUCAACCGAGUCCAGACCAUCCAGAAGAAGACCGGACAGUUUGAUCUGCUGCUGUGUGUCGGAGAGUUCUUCGGAACGACGCCGGAGGCCGAGGCUGAGUGGCAGCAGUACAAAAGUGGAGCCAAGAAAGCUCCCAUCCAUACUUACAUCCUCGGAGCGGCGGGCCAGGACACGGUGAAGAACUUCUCGAGUGCUGACGGCUGCGAGCUGGCUGCAAACAUCACGUACCUGGGUCGGCGGGGCGUGUUCACCGGCGUGUCAGGCUUACAGAUCGCCUACGUCAGCGGUCGGGAGGCGUCGCAGGAGCCAGCGCCGGCUCACUGCUUCACGUCCAAAGAUCUGUCGGCCCUCGUGGCCCCGCUGACCAGCAGCACCAAGUUCAGAGGGGUCGACAUCCUGCUGACGUCACAGUGGCCUCGAGGAGUCUGGAACUACGGAAACAACCCGGACGUGAACACAAAGUUCUGUGGGAGCGGUUCCGUCUCCAGCCUCGCUGACAAACUGAAGCCGCGUUACCACUUCGCAGCGCUAGAGGGCGCUCACUACGAGAGGCUGCCAUACAGGAAUCACAUCGUUCUCCAGGAAAACGCUCAGCACGUCAGCCGCUUCAUCGCCUUGGCAACCGUCAACAACCCAGCAAAGAAGAAGUAUCUGUACGCCUUCAACAUCAUUCCCAUGAAGACGAUGGAUCCGACAGAGCUGGUGAAGCAGCCGCAGGACGUGACGGAAAACCCGUACAGACGCUCCGGAAAAGACAAAGCAGAGAUGCCAAAGAUGAACUUCAGCACCGAACAGGAGGAGCCGGCCAGUCAGUUCUUCUUUGACCUGAGCAAGAAGCAAGGCGGCGGGGGUCCUCGGGGCCGCGGCAGGAAGAGGGACGGAGACCAUCAGUGGAGACGCUGGGAGGGAGACGGACAAAACAAACAAGCUCGCAGGCAUCCUCAGCCUCCUGGUCCCUGCUGGUUCUGUCUGGCCAGUCCUCAGGUGGAGAAACACCUCGUCAUCAGCAUCGGAUCACACUGUUACUUGGCUCUGGCUAAAGGCGGUCUGACGUCUCGCCACGUGCUCAUCCUCCCCAUCGGUCACUACCAGUCGGUGGUGGAGCUGAGCUCGGAGGUGGUGGAGGAGAUGGAGAAGUACAAGUCGGCCCUGAAGAACUUCUACAAGAGCAAAGGAGAGCGCUGCGUGCUGUUUGAGAGGAAUUACAGGAGCCAACAUCUGCAGCUACAGGUCGUCCCGGUGCCGCUGGACCGCUGCGCCACAGAGGACAUCAAGGAGGCGUUCAUGGUUCAGGCUCAGGAGCAACAGAUGGAGCUGAUGGAGAUUCCCGAACACACCGACCUCAAACAGAUUGCUCCUCCUGGGACACCGUACUUCUACGUGGAGUUGGACUCGGGGGAGAAACUUUUCUACCGCAUCCAGAAACAUUUUCCUCUGCAGUUUGGAAGGGAGGUUCUGGCCAGCGAAGCGUUGCUGAACAUCCCGACCAGAGCGGACUGGAAGGAGUGCAAACAGACCCGAGAGGAAGAGGAGGAGUGCUGCAGACUGCUGAGAGACCAGUUUCAGCCGUUCGACUUCGCCUUGGACGACUGACACACACACACACACACACACACACACACACACA
Molecule: messenger RNA, 1738 nt
Organism: Scomber japonicus (chub mackerel)
Lineage: Eukaryota; Metazoa; Chordata; Actinopteri; Scombriformes; Scombridae
Gene: cwf19l1
Product: CWF19 like cell cycle control factor 1
Exons: 14
Coding region: 49-1704 (551 amino acids)
Biological process (GO): mRNA splicing, via spliceosome
Cellular component (GO): post-mRNA release spliceosomal complex
Molecular function (GO): RNA lariat debranching enzyme activator activity
Source: RefSeq, a predicted model, not a curated record